This is a messenger RNA of Dreissena polymorpha, 11495 nucleotides long. RefSeq lists its product as uncharacterized. Gene Ontology annotation, biological process: detection of mechanical stimulus. Lineage: Eukaryota; Metazoa; Mollusca; Bivalvia; Myida; Dreissenidae. Gene Ontology annotation, molecular function: calcium channel activity; protein binding; calcium ion binding. Gene Ontology annotation, cellular component: membrane. The record is from RefSeq and is a predicted model, not a curated record.
CGCUCUAUUGCAAGAAGUACUAUGGAAUAUGGGGAGCGACUAUUUUUCACGCGCUCUUCUAUUUAUUGCGUUGACAAGUCUUUUCGUCCCAGCUGAAUGUGCUUACCGGGGAUGUUUCCUCGGGUUUCGAAGGCGCCCGAACUACGGCGAGAACCCCGGGGUCAUCCGAAAGGGCACCGUGACCCCUGAAAAUUGCUACACGGCAUGCGGGGCCUUCAAGUACACAUAUGCCAUACUGAAAGCAGGUUCCUUCUGCCUAUGCGAAAACAGACUUCCGUCUGUCCUAAAUAUGCCUCAGGUCGCCGACAGCUUCUGUAACAUGGCGUGUGUCGGCGACAACACAAAAAUGUGCGGCUCCAUGGAACAUUUGUCCAUAUACGAUGCCGUUCCGCCUCUAACUGUGGCGAUUGUCGCCAGUCCCGACACGAUAGCCGUUGGAAACACCGUCGCCUUCGCGCCAACGUUCACUCCAUCCAACGCGAACGCGGCGCUUAGAUUCGACUACGACGACGGCGCCGACAUGACCGCGUACACAACCGCCGGCGCGAAUCUUACGACGCAUGUUUUUCACAAGGCGGGAUUAUACAGCGUCGACGCUUACGCAAACACGCCGGAUCAACUGCUGCAGCCUUUCCAAAGCUCGAUCGCGGUCCUGGUUGAGAGUCCCGGGGCGGGGGUCAACGUUACCUGCCCUGCCGUCAUGGCAACGUACGAGGACUACACGUGCGAGGUUUCGGUGUCACGUGGUACCAACAUGAAGGUCACGCUCACCCACACGGACGGCAACCCAGGACCCGCGGUUUCGGCGACGUUUGAUAUAGCAGAUGCUCUCGAAUUCAUGUUCGGCAACCCCGUGCAGGGCAAUAUUAUUGACCCCGUCGGAUCAAGCGUGUCGACGCUGGUAGUCGGAGCGCUUCCGGCCACACAAAAGGGAACCCUGGACGGCGUCGAAUACUACGCCGUCGCGACCGGAACUCUGACCCUUCACGUUUACCGGCCGCAAUGCGCCCUUGGUCAAGAAUUCUGCGUCACAGACAAAACGUGUAAGACCAUAGGUACGUGCCACCAGUGCGGGGUCAACCACUUCUGCUCGGACAUCAACACGUGCUGCAACAGUGUACCUACGACAGGUCUAGGAGCCACUUUAACAUACGUGUCAGUCGCAACGACCCCCAUAACGAUCACCCAAACGGGUUUGAGUUACACUCCAUGGGUCGGUGAAUUUGAAAUACUUCCGGGUGAUGUUCUUGCACACAAUAUAGCCGGCUCCUCGCUGCUGGCCGUAAGGAACGUAUCAACUGGGCAAGCGACCUGUUCGUCCAUCACAGCUCCCGCAGACAUGCCGUCAUCAUCAUGUACGACAGAACCACAGCAACACCAACUGAAGGCGGUAGUAGUUCAGAAGUCGAAGAUCUACUAUCCGAUGUCCUUCACGACGAAUGGGAACGUCACACUGACGGCAACCGUGAACAACCCGAGCCUAAGUGUGUCGGUUGUUGGGUCCACCGAAAUAAGCGUGCAGUUGGGCGUCGAUCGCGCUGUGAUCAAGGAGAUUGCCACGUGCCUACCGCAGGGUCAGGCCCGACAGGUCGAAGUUCUGCCAUAUACAGGCGAUAUGGUGACGGUUCUUUGGGACUGGGGAGACGGAAGCACAUCUAAUGGCAACGUUGUGUCUAAAACCUACUCAUCAAUCGGCACAUUUAACGUUUCCGUUAACAUCUCGAACGCUAUCAGCUUCAAGCACAACUGGACUGUCUUCUGCGUUGAGCAAACCAUUUCCGGCGUGGCUCUAAACCUUCUCGAUGGCGUCGAGGUUAACGUUCCCACCGGCAUUCAGUUGACAAUGAUCACAGGAAGUAACUACACCUGCACGUACAGCUUCGCGUACCAGGAUGGGUCUGCGGAUACUCUGACGCGGACAGAGGCGGACGGGCCUUUACUAACCUACACCUUCCGUCUGGCGGGCGCCAUUCAGGUUCAGUGCAUCUGCUCGAACACCAUCAACUCAGUAACUUUUUCAAAAACAGUGACGGCCGUGGAACGUAUUUCCGGUGCCGGUCUUAGUCCGCCCGGGGCUAUGAAAGGCAAGACAUUCAAUAUUGUUUUGGCUUGGGCAACCGGAUCUGAUGUCAGCGUAACGUUGACGUACGACGGUGUCCCCCAGCCGAUGACGAUCGAACAGGCGCAGCGUCGUGCCGUCGGUCCUAGCAUGAUCGAGUCGUUGACGGGAACCCAUUAUGUGGUAUACGAGAUAUGGAAUUCAUUAUCCAGCUCCGGCCCUGUGAAUGUGGCCUUUGGUAUUGAAGUUAAGAUUACGAGCCCCGAUAUCGUCUGCACCUUCCCGGAUGUGAUCAAGUACAUCGAUUUGGACGUUCCGGUUAUCCGGCUCUCCGACACCAUCCAGUGUGAUAUCACAAUGACGGACGGAACGAGUGUCAAUAUUUUUAUGGAUCACGGUGACGGCACAAAUAGGACCGAGAUAAACACGCCGGGAAUACCUUGGUCGGCAAACGUCAUUACCUUGCCCCUGAUUUACGCAUUCAUAUCGACAGGACUUCAUAACGUGCGCGUGAAGGUCUACAAUAACUUCAAUUUCUACGAAGAAACUUAUCCCGUCUGGGUUAUGAUGGACGUCAAUAGUGUCGCCAUGGUUCCCUCAGUCUCAAUCAAAGAAUUUCUGCCGCCAGCGGAUGUCGAUUUUUAUUUCACCGGUGUUGGCUCCAUCGCGCCGAAUGACGUCACGUGCUCGGUUGAGUGGGGUGACAACAACCAUGACGUCAUCUAUCCUUGUGACCUAACAACUAUCUACAGCCAUCGGUAUUUUGACAAAGACGGUCCGCUACCGUUUUCCUACACUCUGUCAAACCUGAUAUCCAGUGUAACAAACGGAUCCAUUGUCAAUAUCGUAUCACCCAUCGUAGACAUGGAAUGUUACACGGACCCCAUCGCCGGAAUACCAGAGGUACCCAUUGAUCUCGUGUUCAAGGCCAGACGGGCACCUCCCGCCGGCGUACUUAGCCUGACCUUUGACUGCAACACUCUAGUGGCCGGUACAGAUGCUACAAGGUUGCGACAAGAGAACAGUCCCAACGGUCAAGAUCGCCACCCGUGCACGUAUGCACACGGCAACUACACUCAACAGGUGAUUGCGACGAGCCUUCUGGAGACUAAGACCUGCUCCAACGUGGUGAGGAUCCUCUAUCCGGUGACACAGGCCUUUACGUUCACUGCAUUGAACGCCCCCAUGAACUACGAGGUUUCCCCCUCCUGUCUUAUAAACUACCAAAUGACCUACACCGGCACGCCCAUCCCCGACGACGCUCUUAUCGUGUACGACCACGGGGACGGCACCCCAGCGACUACCCCCGUCCCCUGGCAGGCGUUCAAAUCGCACUCGUAUCAGUACGCCAAACCCGGCCACUACCUGACUACCAUAACCAUGUACAACGAUGCCUCAAAGGUCAAUAGGACUAUUGUGAGCGGUUGCUACGCGCAAUUCUUCGACACCACAAUCACCAUCCUCCGCCAGGCGCGAGUUCCGGUUGGAGGUCAACCGGUCGUCGGCUUCGGGGCGGGGAAGGACAAGUUUUUGAUAAGCGAAGAAAUUGUGAUCGCCGUUUCACACAACACGGGUACUUUUGUGUGGUACGAGGCCAUGGCAAGCAGCGCAACCGACAUAUUCUCUUGUAAUAGCACAAAUGAAAAGGAGAUAAGAAUGAACAUUACUCAGCCCGGCGUCUACACGGUGACCGUUCAAGCAAAAAAUCCCAUCCACAGCGGGCCAAUACAGACCAGCGUCAUCGAGAUGAUCAGCCCGGUAUCCAAUAUAUCGAUCACUGACAACGGCAUCAUCACCAAGGCCUACGACACGAAGACCUUCCAUGUCUCCAUGGACAGCUACGGUACCGCCAUGUGCGUCGCGGUGAGCUUCUCAACGGACGAUCCUCGCGUCUGGCUGUAUGGCGACAGCGUUACCUGUAACGUCGCUAGCGUGCCGUACUUCUCGAACAGACCGGUCUGGAUGGGGAAGGCGGAUGUCACUAAGGCGUUUGUCGUCAGCACCGAUACGUACUUAAAAGAAAGCACGUACGUCAUGCAGAUUUACGCGUGGAACAUGUUCUCCUCGGCGAUUGCGAGCUUCGAAUUUCCGGUUUCGCAAAUAAGCUGUAGCGCCCCGAACCUGAACAUCAUCGACCGUCGUCCUAUAUUCCGGUAUCCCGUGACCUUUAGGAUGAGCAAGAGGAUAAAGGUCAUUGGGAUAACCGAUCUUGCAUGCCCGAACACUCUAAAGAACACGAAACAGUGGAAGUGCGAACGUUGGGAUGCGACGAACGACGUGUGGUUGGCCGACGUUGAUAUCACUUCCAUCCCGUCGUCCAUAAACUCGGAGCUAGCGUUUGAGCCGAAUGUUCUGCCAUUAGGCCUAUACCGACUAACUUACAUCGUCACCAUGGACACAACGGGUGGCGUGGGGGAGAAGUUUUCCGCGCAGACGCAGACGUUCAUCGAAGUGAUCAAGUCGGACAUCGUGGUACAGCUCUUCGCUAACACCGUGUUCAAGCAGACGGUCGGCUCUAAUUCCGUGUUGACCAUCUCACCACGUGACAACUCUUACGACCCGGAUGUCGACCGCGCUGUAAUGCCUGAUAUAUUCGACAAGUUCGAUAUCGCCUGUCGUGACGUGACGUUGAACGAGAAUUUCACGAACCUGAAUGACCUACGCGUCUCUCCCGCCAAUCUGAGCAGCCUGCCGUUUGGCUUCACCGACUCAGGAGGGUGUUUCCGGCAGGGUCCAGGCUGGCUUGACGAUACAGACGGCUCCGUGACGUUCCAUACCAGCAUCCUAAAGGUGGGACAUUUGUACGAGCUGCGAGUGAUCGGGUACAAAGAUACACGAUGGGCCGAAUUCCUUGGUCAGAUAAAUGUGAUCUCAGGCGAGCCACCGGAAGUUGAUAUCAAUUUCAAAAUCCCGACCAUCUGUAAACCCGGGCCGAUAGGAAAGCUCUUCAACCCGAACUCCGAGCUGGGCAUGGUAGCGUCCGUUAAGAACCCUUGCACCGGCUGCACGUACACGUACCAAUGGCAGAUGUUCGCUAAGGACUUCCAUUUCUGUGACUGCUGCGAGUGCUGGAGAGACCUGGUGUUUCUCAGCAAGUACAUCGAAGGGCUAAAAUCGCGUGAGCUGACAGUGAAAACGGAAGUCUUCUCGCAUUACCCAGACGUCGACGAUUUCCAGCUACGUCUGUUCGUCACCAACAACGUGAACAACGUCACCAGCGAAAGUAUAAUGAGCCUAAUACGGAACCGCCCUCCGUACGGCGGCAACUGCACGAUAUCGCCGGGCGCGGGCGUCGCGCAGAACACCUCGUUCAGUAUCAAGUGCGAGGGAUUCGAAGACGACUAUAACGAGAUUGAGAAAUACGCCAUAAAAUGUCAGACCAUUAACGGUAAAGAGGUUGACAUCGCAGACGGUGCCAAUCCAGAUUGGUCCAACCGUCUGCUUCCGGUUGGCGACCUGACCAAUGGCAACGAACUUAACUGCAGUGUCCAUGUGAAAGAUAGUUUGGGCUCUAUCGGAAUAUAUCCGAUUAAUACUGUCACAGUGGAUCCACUUCCGCUGACGGAGAUGCGCGGACUUCUUCUGGGCAUGCUGAAUUCGACGGCAGAUCCCUCCGACCUUGUUGAGGCCUCGGCAAAUCUCGACGAGACCUGCUCCUUUCUCAACUCUCUCUCGUCCAUGUUCCAAGUGCUUGGCGAAAACGACGAGUACACAGAUUACAAAGGCAUGGGUUCGGCAUUAUCCUACACACCGUCCUGUCUGUCAUGCAAUGAUACGAGGCCCGGAGCUUUCUCAAAGGAUGUAGACGACAAGACCAAAAUGGAAAUGUAUGAGGAAAUCCGCGACGCCGGUGCCCAGUUAGUGUCCCAGCUGGUUACCGGCACGCUGUCCAAAUGUACCAUAGAGUCCACCGAUGAGACUAUCCGAAUGUGCGAUUCACUGGCCACUAUAAGCGGAAACCCGACUUUUCUCACCAGAGAGACACAAAACCAAGUGACGGAUUUUCUUGAAAAAGCUAUCGACAACAUAAAAAAAGCCCCGGACAGCAUGACCGUCGAGGAGAUAGAAGCAGUCACAGCCCUGGCCCUGGAGACGUGCACCAAUAUUGAACAGGCUGCUAAUCUAGGCCGUGAUCACCCGACCAAGUCGGACUUGAAGACCCAGGACGUCAAAGUCCCGUUUUUCAGCACGAACAUGGACUCUACACUAGACGAUGUCCCUGCGUUCGACAACGAUGUCGAUGCUUUAGCCAGUGGCAAACACAUUAUGAACAAGGAAGAGCAGACGCUUUUUACCAUGUCCAGCGUGUCUACGUGUGCUGGGAUUGCUGACGACCUAAUUAAAAUCCUGACGGGUCUGAAACCAAUGUCCGACCAACCAAUUGAGAUGAAAUCCGGGAGCAUCGUCACGUCCGUUACAAAGAACACGGGCUCCGCACUUGAGAACAAAACUCUUCCCAUCGGAGACUGUGCAAUUGAUCUCCCCAGCGGAAUGAUCGCCAGCGACCAUUCCGACGAGCCCAUGAUCAUUCAGGUAUCUACCAGAGCGGCCCCAGGGGCUCCAGUGGAAGACGGCAGCCCUAUGGGUCAGCACCACCGCCAGGUGACAAUUGAAUUCUCCCGCGGAGACGGCACGGAGUACCCCGUGAGAAACUUGACCACGCCCGUCAUUGUCACCAUCGCCGAGGACCCGAACGCUCCCCAGUUCAACUGGUCAGGUGUUGACCUUGCCAAACCGGUUAUCCCGGCAGAUCGAGCGGACGAGGUUUUCUUCUACCAUGAAGUGUUUGUUAACAACCCAGCGGCGAUUCAGAUUAAGUUUAGACCAACUAAUAUCUCGAAGGAUAAUCAGCUCUUGGUCCUAGUGAACUUCGAUGAAAAACCUUCCCUAUCUGUAAACAAGACGAAUGUAAAAGCCGCAGGAAUGAUCCCCCGAAACACCAGAGACACGGGAUUUUACGGCAACGCCAAGAAAAUCGACCCGUACACGUUGUUUGUGGACAAAGAUGUAGUGGGAAACGAUAUGGGUAGCUGGAAAAUCGCCGUACGUCAGCUACUUCCCCAUGAAAUCAAUGAAUACCCUGACGUUGCUUCUUUGCCCGACACAGUGCCAGAUGAGUGGAAGACAAACAAGUUGUUCACGCAAGACUACCAGCUGUUUCCCGUAGUGAUGUCAUGCGCAUUCACUCGCAAGGGCAGUUCCAUUAUACAAACAGAUGGUGUUAAGCCAUCCGAAAAGUCGGGCAACUCCGUGGUCUGCGAGACAACGCAUUUGACGUCUUUUGGCGGUAACUUGGUGGUUGCACCCAACAAACUCGACUGGAACUUCAUCUUUUCGAACGCCGACUUCAUGAAGAACCCGACCUUGUACGUCACAUUGAUUGUCGUCAUGCUCUUCUACAUCGUCGCCAUGAUAUGGGCCAGACGAAAGGACAAGCAGGAUAUCACGAAGCUCGGACUAUGCCCUCUGCUAGACAAUGACCCGAAAGAUCAUUACUACUACGAGGUACUUGUGUCAACUGGUAUGAGACGCGGAGCCGGUACAGAAUCUAAGGUGCAUUUCGUCCUUUCUGGUGAAGAAGAGGAAACGGACGUGCGCACAUUCUCAGACAGCAAGCGCAAAAUCUUCACGCGCGGCAGUAAUGAUGGAUUCCUAAUGGCGGUUCCAGAACCAUUGGGUCCGCUGACGUACCUUCGCAUCUGGCAUGACAACUCCGGGAAGGGCCGAUUCGCCUCGUGGUACCUGAACCACGUGCUGGUGAGGGACGUUCAGACCGGAAGGAAGUACUACUUCAUCGCCAAUCGGUGGUUCGCCGUCGAGGAAGAUGACGGACAGGUAGAUCGUGUUAUACCCGUAGCCGGGCGAGAGCAGAUGACAGAAUUCACGCACCUGUUCCAACAGCAGACGGCUCGUAACCUUAGUGACGGUCAUCUCUGGUUUUCCGUGGUAGCCCGACCCCCGAACAGCAGGUUCACCCGCUGCCAGCGCGUCUCAUGCUGCCUCUGUCUUCUGUACUCUUCAAUGUUGGCCAACGCAAUGUUCUACAAUAAGGCUACAGAUGACUCAAAUGCAUACACAGUUGGUCCGUUUGCGAUCACAUCUGAACAGAUAUUUAUUGGCAUAGCCUCAAACCUGAUCAUCUUCCCGAUCAAUUUCAUUCUAAUUACGAUAUUCCGAAAGAGUCGACCACGCUGGACUAAAAAGUCGAGAGUUCAAGAAGCGAUCGAUAGCAUGCCGCAGCGUUCCGCAUCAAUGGCCGACGUGAAAAUGCGCGAGAAGAGUUCGCUUGAUUUCGAUCGGCCUGGGUCAUCGUUCCUGAUCGAUGGGAAACCCGUUAUGUCACGACCGGAGUCUUGCAUGUCUACUACCAGUCCUCAUGAGGCGGCACCGAAUAAAAAGCCGUGCGAACUGCCCUGGUGGUUUGUGAUCGUUGGCUGGGUGUUGCUCUGGGCCGCUGUGCUUGUCUCUGGCGCCUUUGUGGCUUUUUAUGGUAUCCAGUUCCAAGACAUGAAAUGCAAGAAAUGGAUCACCUCUAUGCUGAUCUCAUUUGUAACAUCAAUUUUCUUUACGCAGCCUAUAAAGGUGUUCCUUUUUGCGAUCAUCUUUUCGCUGCUGAUCAAGAAACCAGAAAACGACGAAGAGGUAGAGGAUGAAGAACCAAGACGACUGAGAGAAGACGAGCAGUUCCUCCAUGUGGAUGAAGAUGACGAAUUUGGCUUACUAGCAACCACGAAACCAAUUCGAAGAGCUAAACCACCAGAUUCUAAAUUCCUGGCGAAAGCCCGCGAAGAAAGGCUGAAAGAAAUCCAGAUGUGGUCAAUCAUCCGCGAGAUUCUGUUUUAUGCCUUCUUCCUAUGGAUUCUCAUCGUCAUCAGCUACCGCAGCGUUAGCACCAAUUCUUACCAAUACAAGAAAACCAUGGAGCAGGUCUUCAUUCUAACCAACGACACGCACAAGUCAUUCACAUCGAUCGGCAACACGAAAGAGUUCUGGAUGUGGGCACAAUCUGGCAUGUUGAGAGGUAUUCGUGCAGGACCUUAUUACAACAAUUUCCCACCAUUUUAUAUGCGCGGUUACAUCGACGACAAACAGUCGCGUCUCAUGGGUUACGCUGUACUACGACAAGUUAGAGUGACACCUGAUUCGUGCAAAGUACCCGGUGACAUGAGGGCAAUAAUCGAAGAGUGCAACGCCCAGUACGAGCUAUCUGUGGAAGAAAAAGGCGACUUCGGACCAGGCUGGACUACAACACCAAACGCGUCUCGGGAGGAAUACAUGUAUAAAGACGCCGACUCCUUGAAUGGGUAUCCAUACUGGGGUCAGAUGGCGCUGUAUGGUGGCGGUGGGUACGUUGUGAAACUGAAUAAGGACUAUCAAGAGAUGAUUAAAGAUCUGGAACAAUUAGAGACAGAGGGCUGGAUAGACCGCUAUACGAGAGCUGUAUUCAUGGAGUUCACCGUCUACAAUCCGUCAGUUAACCUGUUUGCUAUCUCCACACUUGUGUCUGAAUUCAGGGCGAGUGGAAUAUUCACGUCCUAUAGAUUCGAACCCUGCAUGCUCCUUCCGUACAUGAAUUCCGCCCUUCUGUUCCAGAUUGCAUGCGAGAUCAUUUACUUGGCUUUCACCCUGUUCUUUGUAAUUAAUCUCAUUAAAAAUAUCAUAAAAGAGAAGAGCAAGUAUUUCUUCCUGUUCUGGAACCUUGUUGAUCUGGGGAUCAGCGCCAUGUCAGUCACGGCAGUCGUUAUCUAUUUCUAUCGACUCGUCUGCAUCAACGAACUCACAGCUUAUUUCAGCGAAACACAUGGCAACGAAUACAUGAAGUUCCAAUACGUCGGCUACUGGAGUGAAAUCUUUAAUUACAUCGUCGGAAGCCUAGUGUUUUUGGCAACGAUCAAGUUCAUGAAGCUCCUCCGAUUUAACAAAAAGAUCUCCCAGCUUGCGGACACACUAAGCAAUUCGAGUCGCGAGCUGAUCCACUUCAGCAUCAUUUUCAACAUAGUCUUCUACGCCUUCAUUCAGUUCUUCUAUUUGAUCUACGGGCCACACCUGAAUAUCUUUAGAACGUUCAUCAAGUCGUGCGAAUCUGGAAUACUAAUGAUCAUGGGAAGGUUCGACAUCUACGGCAUGCAGAAUGUCAACCAGUGGAUGACGCAGCUGUUCCUGUUCCUCUUUGUCGUCUCGGUGACCUUUAUCGUCGUCAACAUGCUUAUUUCCAUUCUUAACGACACCUUCUCCGCUGUCAGGAAGGACAAACUCAAGCAAACGAACGACUACGAGAUUGUUGACUUUAUGAUGAACAGGUUUAAGAUGUGGACUGGAAUAGGACGCGCUAGCCCGACCACUAUCAGCCCUGCCGAGUUGGAGAAAGAAAGGAAAUACAAAGAGCUGGAGGACCGUAUUGAUCAGUUCCCAGACCAGAUCGACAGGUUCCUGGCCUCCAUAUCGAACAUGUACAUGGGUGACGUUAAACUGGACAACAUGUUACAUAAAGGAAUGGCUCAGAAGAUGGCCCAUAAGGCGGAGCUACAGCAGGACCAUCCGAUGCCCCGCUCCAUGCAGUCUGGCGUCAGACUGCGUCCCGGGGCCAAGGGUAUGACGGACGUUCACACGGACUAGGACUCGAACCAGAGACUGGAUUAUCCGGAUUGUUUAAUGCUAACAGGACAUUGAUUUUUGUUAUUGUGUAUUUUUGUUUUGUUAUUCCAUUUGAUUAGAAAAAACUGCAAAACGUUCAUGAAAAUUAAAAAGCGCAAGGGAAAACACUAUGGGCGUUACUCAAAACUUGUAUGCAUGCAAUAGCUAAAAAUAGUUUAUACCCAUAUCUAAAGUACUAUACCACGGACAUGAGUUCUACUAUUUAUAUACAUAACGAAUUAAACAGAACAAAAAUGACUGCUAAAACGGGGGUAACGUUAUUUCAAAAUGGGAUCUGUUUCGAUUAAAAACGAAACACAUAGCUGACUUUAACAAAAUGAAAUGCGUGUCUAUAUUUUGUAUUCUCUCAUUAAGUAUAUUAAUUUAUAUAUUUUAUGAGAAAUCAAUUCUUGCAUGUUUAUUUACAAAUUGAUGAUUUAUUAAUAAGUUUCGAUAAAAAACGAAAAAAAAAAAUGAAAUGCGUGUCUAUAUUCUGUUUUCUCUGAUAAAUUAUAUUAAUUUAUAUAUUUUAUGUCUAACCAAUACUUGUAGUUUUAUUAACAUAUUGAUAAUAUAUGAAUAAGUAAAAGAGGCGACAAUUAAAAUUCGUAAAAAUUAAACACUUUAACUUAAAAGGCGUAUUAAGAAAACCUGAUGUGAGUGAUGAACAUGCGUUCGUUUUUUUACUUUAUUUGGAAGCAAUAGUAAAUUUACUCGUAAAGAAAAGGCAAACAAAUAUUUAUCUACGUAUUCGUGUUAGUGUUCUUUUCGUAUAAUUUAUUGAAAUAAACUGUUAAGUUAG